Gossypium raimondii (Peruvian cotton) is the source of this 1434-nucleotide messenger RNA. RefSeq names its product amino acid permease 6. Bases 1 to 1434 code for a protein of 477 amino acids. The record is from RefSeq and is a predicted model, not a curated record. Gene Ontology annotation, cellular component: plasma membrane. The transcript is spliced from 6 exons. NCBI's taxonomy places the organism in Eukaryota, Viridiplantae, Streptophyta, Magnoliopsida, Malvales, Malvaceae.
AUGUUCGUCGAGAAAAUCCCAGGAGAUUAUGAGAAUGGUGAUGUCAACAAGAACUUGGACGAUGAUGGUCGUUUCAAAAGAACCGGGACUUGGGUAACUGCAAGUGCUCAUAUUAUCACUGCUGUGAUCGGGUCAGGAGUGCUAUCGCUUGCAUGGGCGGUUGCUCAGUUGGGUUGGGUGGGUGGUCCGGCUGCUCUAGUGGUUUUCUCCUUCAUCACUUACUUCACCUCUACUCUCCUUGCUGAUGCCUAUAGGGCUCCUGACCCUGUCAAUGGACAAAGAAACUACACUUACAUGGAUGCUGUUAGAGCUUACUUGGGAGGAAGAAAAGUCCAGCUUUGUGGAUUGGCUCAGUACAUGAAUCUUACUGGAAUAACCAUUGGUUACACUAUCACUUCAUCUAUUAGCAUGGUGGCGGUGAAAAGGUCGAAUUGCUUCCACAAGCAUGGGCAUCAUGCGAAAUGCGAGACAUCAAACUACCCAUUCAUGGUCAUCUUCGGCUGCAUUCAGAUACUUCUGAGCCAAAUCCCCAACUUCGCCAAGCUUUCAUGGCUCUCAAUCAUAGCAUCCGUCAUGUCUUUCGCUUAUUCUUUUAUUGGCCUUGGACUCUCCAUUGCCAAAGUUGCAGGUGGGGAAGACGAUGUAAGGACAACCUUAACAGGAGUGGUAGUAGGGGUGGACGUGUCGGGGUCUGAAAAGGUUUGGAGGACACUCCAAGCUAUAGGGGACAUUGCCUUUGCCUAUUCUUUCUCCAACGUCCUCAUCGAGAUUCAGGACACAAUCAAAUGGAGCCCAGUAGUACCGGAGAACAAAUCAAUGAAGAGAGCAACCGCUAUUGGAGUAUCAACAACAACUAUAUUUUAUGUACUUUGCGGCCUUGUUGGUUAUGCAGCCUUCGGAAACGAUGCACCCGGGAAUUUCCUUACUGGCUUCGGCUUUUACGAACCCUUUUGGUUAAUUGACUUUGCCAACAUUUGUAUUGCCAUUCAUCUUCUUGGUGCAUAUCAGGUUUUUGCCCAACCGUUGUUCGGGUUCGUGGAGGGCUGGUGCUCGAGGCGAUGGCCGGGUAACAGGUUCAUUACAAGUGAACAGGCUGUAAGAGUUCCAUUCUAUGGUGUGUAUUACAUCAACUUGUUCAGGUUGGUUUGGAGGACAACGUACGUUAUUGUAACGGCAUUGGUAGCCAUGCUUUUUCCUUUCUUCAAUAACUUCUUGGGUCUUAUUGGAGCUGGCUCGUUUUGGCCAUUAGUAGUCUAUUUCCCAAUAGAAAUACACAUUGCACAGACGAAAAUGGCUAAGUACUCGUUCAAAUGGAUGUGGCUCAAAAUACUGACCUGGGCCUGCUUGAUUGUUUCACUCAUUGCUGCUGCCGCUUCUGUUCAAGGACUGAUUCAAAGUCUCCAGGCAUACAAGCCCUUUCAGCUUCAAGAUUAA